AUGUCCUAUGAUCGCUAUGUUGCCAUCUGCAAGCCCCUGCACUACGGGACCCUGCUGGGCAGCAGAGCUUGUGCCACCAUGGCAGCAGCUGCCUGGGGCUCUGGGCUUCUCCAUUCCCUGCUGCACACUGCCAAUACAUUUUCUCUGCCUCUGUGCCAAGGAAAUGCUGUGGAUCAGUUUUUCUGUGAAAUCGCCCACAUCCUCAAGCUCUCCUGCUCAAAAUUCUAUCUCAGAGAAGUUGGGCUUAUUGUGAUUACUGCCUUUGUUUUACUAGGUUGUUUUGCUUUCAUUCUUUUCUCCUACGUGCAGAUCUUCAGGGCCGUGCUGAGGAUGCCCUCUGAGCAGGGACGGCACAAAGCCUUCUCCACGUGCCUCCCUCACCUGGCUGUGGUCUCCCUGUUUCUCAGCACUGUGAUGUUUGCCCACCUGAAGCCCUUCUCUAUUUCCCUCCCAUCCCUGGACCUGGUGCUGGCACUUCUGUACUCUAUGGUUCCUCCAACACUUAACCCUAUUAUCUACAGCAUGAGGAACAAGGAGAUCAAGCAUGCCCUCAGCAAAGUGUUGCAAUAUGCACUAUUCCAGCUUCAGUAA
Gallus gallus (chicken) is the source of this 591-nucleotide messenger RNA. RefSeq names its product olfactory receptor 14C36-like. Gene Ontology annotation, molecular function: olfactory receptor activity. The record is from RefSeq and is a predicted model, not a curated record. The transcript has a single exon. Gene Ontology annotation, biological process: G protein-coupled receptor signaling pathway. Gene Ontology annotation, cellular component: membrane. NCBI's taxonomy places the organism in Eukaryota, Metazoa, Chordata, Aves, Galliformes, Phasianidae. Bases 1 to 591 code for a protein of 196 amino acids.